CCCUCUUUAUGACCUUUGAGGGAGGUGCUCGUCACUCACUCCCUUCCUCGUCUAUCCCCAAAUCAGGUGUGAUAAAAUUUCAGCUAACAGCCUGCGAUAAGAUGCCCUGCGGCGGCGAGGGCUGCCGGCGACCAGCCAUGAGAUCUAGGGGCUUGAAUCGUGGAGCCAAGGCUCCAUUGGUUGCGGCCGGCGGAGCACUCACUCUUUCGCGAUGCCGCCAUGGGGAAAUGGUGGCGACAAUUGAUAGUAGAGCCGGGAUAAAUCCCUGCAUCAGUUUGGAAGAAAGGCUGCUCCUUUGUGAUACCAGGAAGAAGGAGAAGAAGGUGCAGACUACGGAAUUGCCAGAGGAGCUUGUCUUUGAGAUCCUGAUUCGACUGCCGGUCAAGUCUCUCCGGCGCUUCAAGUGCGUCAGCAAGGCCUGGUGCACGACGAUAUCUGACCCCUCCUUCAUCCGCUCGCACCUCCAGUUCUCUGCCUCCAGAUGGGAGAAGCACCCCUCAUUGCUCAUCACCCCGCAUACGCUGGAUCGUGUCGUCCAAGGUGAGAACUGGCCAACGACUUUCUCCAGCAACAUCCGCUUCUACCAGUGGCAGCAAGGUGCCUCCAAGGUGAGGCUCGUUCAUGGCAGAGACUUUGACGGAGAGUUCAGUUCAGUUUGCUGCUUUGCCCACUGCGACGGCUUGGUGAUUGUGCCCACGGAUACUAAGGUGUACCUCUUCAACCCGGCCACUAGGGAUGUUGUCACGCUGCCAGAGACUAGCCGUGACAUGAUGGAGGGUGAUGUCAACCUCCCUGUGGGGUUCGGGCGCGAUCCUCGCACUGGCAUGUACAAGGUAGUUCGGUCCUUCUUUCGUUCCAUAGAUCCUGAAACAGGCAUCUACGACAUGGGAAUGGAGGUGUGUACCAUUGGCAGUGGCAGCCGUGCUCCUUGUUGGAGGGAAGUGGCGGCGGAUCAACCAUAUCCUGUCGCGGGGUGGAUAACUGCCCAGUGUAUCAAUGGGGGUGUGUAUUUUGUCAUUGACACGAGCUGCCUCAAGCCGCGUCCACAUGGCAUUCUGCGCUUCAGCUUGGCAGAUGAGACGUUCAGUGUCACCCGUUUGCCUGAUGAAUUGGACCCUGAAGAGUUUGAAUCUUAUAACUUGGAUGUGAUGCACGGGGAGUUAUGUUUGAUUGGCAGGCGUGUUGGGCUUGGGCACUCUGAGGAGCGUCCUCUCACGAUCUGGGCGCUGGUAGAAGAUGACGGGCCAAGGUCCCUAUGGGAACCACGCUACACGAUGUAUGUCACGGACCUGUGCCAUCCGAUCGCCCUUAUUCCAAGCAGCAGCGGCUGUGGCGUGAUGGUGAUAUGGCUAACGAACAAACUGUAUUACUACGAUCUACAGUCAAACGAACUGACAGUCGCGUCUGAGUUGGAAAGCCUGAGAUUCCAGCGUCGUAGGUCACGCACAUUUGAGUCUGCUGGGAAGGAUGCAUACUUCUUCAACGUCAUACCCUACACCGAAAGUCUCGUUCCACUUAGUGCAGACUCAAAUACCAUCCCUUCAUUUCCAUCUAUCUAAGAGCACCUCCAGCCGUUGGAGGCCCCGGGGCACAAUCCGAAUGAAAAUUGGUCCGAAUUAGACCUAUUUUUAGCAUGGGGAGCUACACUUUUCCAGCCGUCUCCCCACACACGGCGCUAGUGAGGAUGCCAAGGAAGUGUUCGACCGGCAUUGACCAUGUUGGCCACGCACCCGACGGUGGUGCAGUGUCGGCGGUGAAGAAGGCCGGUGGCGAAAAAGCCCAUGACUAGCUGCAUCUCCACCACCAGCGCGUACGUCACCAUGCGCCCGCCGCCCCGCUUGUAGGUGAGCUCCACGAGCGGCAGCACCAGCACGUACAGCGCGGCGGCGCCGAGGCUGAGGAAGAAGCCCAGCCAGUACCAACCCGGCCGGCCUUGGACCGACCCGGCCGUCUGCGAGCUCAGUCCUGCCUGUCGUGCUCUAGCUCAGCCAGGUCCCGACAUGGCCGCCCGCGAGCUCCGUCCUGCCCGUCGUGCUCUAGCUCGGCAAGGUGGGGAAAAGAUCGAGGAGAGAGAAGGGCGGUAGGUGGGGAGAAAAAUCAGAAGAGAGAGGAGACUAGUCCCUGACAGCGGGUCACGCAGACGAGAAUCUUUCAUCCGGAGCCCCCAACGGCCCCGUGGGGGACCGGGGUUGGCGUGGGGAGUCUGGGUGGAUAUAAGUCCAAAUCCGGGUGAAAUCGAGACUGGAUGCAUGACUAGACCGUUUUACGCCGUCCGGAUGAAAAAAUUUGGUCCUAGGAGCCUACACGGGGGCGUGGCUGAAGGUGCUCUAAGUGCAUGUAUAAUGGGGUGAUGUCAGCCUUCCCUUAUGAUUACCACGUAGGAUUGUUGCUUAAUUGGAGAGAAAAUGGGGAAAGAGAAGGUUGUCUUCCCUUAGCUAAGGGAUGAUCUCUUAUGAAAUAAGAGAACACUAUUUUCCCCAUUGUACGAAUUGUCUUCCCUUAGCCAUACAAUUUCCUGGUUAAAAUAAUUCAUUCACAUUUAUUAUAAGGGAUGACAAUAAGAGAUAAUACAUUGUACCUCUAAUUUU
This is a messenger RNA of Lolium perenne, 2588 nucleotides long. Its product is annotated as putative F-box protein At1g32420. Gene Ontology annotation, molecular function: protein binding. NCBI's taxonomy places the organism in Eukaryota, Viridiplantae, Streptophyta, Magnoliopsida, Poales, Poaceae. The record is from RefSeq and is a predicted model, not a curated record.